Molecule: messenger RNA, 2354 nt
Organism: Mustela erminea (ermine)
Lineage: Eukaryota; Metazoa; Chordata; Mammalia; Carnivora; Mustelidae
Gene: NCMAP
Product: non-compact myelin associated protein
Biological process (GO): peripheral nervous system myelin formation; regulation of myelination
Cellular component (GO): Schmidt-Lanterman incisure; plasma membrane; paranode region of axon
Molecular function (GO): structural constituent of myelin sheath
Source: RefSeq, a predicted model, not a curated record
GGGAGGGCGAGCGGGCGGCGGCGCAGGGCGGGCGGCUGGCCGGGGCAGGCCAGGUCUGGGGACCCGGAGGAGGUCGCACAGGACCAAGAGAGAGGGUCCUUGACUUCACAAAGUCACUUCGUGUGUGGUGAUUUGUUAUGCAGUCCUAGGAAAUGAAUGCCUCCUAGCUCUGCCUUGUAUUAGCCUAGAGACCCCGGGCCAGUUACCUGCCCUCUCUGAGUCUCACUUCUCUCCUCGGGAAAAUAGAGGUAACAUGUGAAGAACUCAGCAUGGUAGCAGGUACUCAGCAGGCCCUGGAUGGACGGGCCGUGGUCCUGUUUGCAGUCACUCCUGUUUGCAAUCACCGUCUCUGUCUCUGCCGACCUUCUGUCCACAGAUAAAGAAUAGCCUGCCCGUCCGAAAGGAGGUCUGCACCCAGAACUAGGCCCCCUCGAGGUCACCUUGAAGGGUCUGCGGAGGAAUCUGUGUCCUGGUGGCCUUGGGCAGCUGCGUUACUGGAUCGAGAUGACCACAGCCACCCCUUUGGGGGGUACCACCUUCUUCUCCUUGAACGUGACCACCAGAGAAGAAGACUUUCUGUACAAGAGUUCUGGAGCCAUUGUUGCUGCCAUUGUGGUAGUUGUCAUCAUCAUCUUCACUGUGGUUCUGAUCCUGCUGAAGAUGUACAACAGGAAGAUGAGGACCAGGCGGGAGCUGGAGCCCAAGGGGCCCAAGCCAGCCUCCCCAUCUGCCUUGGGCUCAAACAACAACAGCAGCCAACACCCUCCUACUGUGACCUUCAGUCCUGUUGACGUCCACGUGGAAACUCGAUGACCGCCCCCCACCACCAUGGUGCUAUCUUGGCCACCAUCCAAAGAGCCUUCUCCAUUCAAGAUCCAGAAGCACAUUUCUCCUCCGGCAGCUUCACUGAGUUCCUUCCCGUUCCGGUUGGGUCGACAAGGGGCAUCUCACGCAAGUCCAGACGCUCAGGCGGCCCCCCAACCCCACCCUGCCCCACCCUAGCUGCUCCACUUCCCUGCUGCCACCCUUUCAGAAAGCUGUGGAACAUUCUUUUGUGCUCUGAUGAGGAACGGCUGUGCUGGGAAUCCACUGCAGUGGGUGUAGCUGUCUUCCCCACCGUUGCUAGACAGCCCGCCCAGGGGUCUUCUGGUCUAGAGUCAGGAGUCCAAGCAUGCUCCCAAGUAUAUCACCAAAGGGUCUGCUCUUGAGGUCCGGUCAUAAUAAGUGCUGUAGCCACAGCUUUGCAGAGCAAAAUAUUCCAUGCCGUUCAUCAGGCACAGGGGAACUAACUUGGGCUAACUAACCAAAAAACUAACUUGUUAAUCUAUAACUUGCUCCAGUACUAGAUGACUGCUAGCUAGCUCAUGACAACCAGUUAGCCGAAUUCUCCGUCUUUAAGAAAGGUAAUGGGAAAGACAGUUCUUCUCAAAAGUUUUCUACUUAAUCAUAGAGACUCAGAGAAGGAAUAGGGUGACCUUGAGGAAAGAUGGCCUCUAGGCCAAAAGCUUAGUAUAGUGUCUGUGGGCCUGAAUGAGCCAGGAGCGGGUCAGAGCCUCUCCUCUCCCUUUGGAGCUGGAUUAAGCCUGACUCAGUCUCAUUUCUUGGCUUCCCUUUGGAUUCUGAGCAAUCCUCUCUCUCUCCGGCCAUACCUUCCCUCCAACAACCAGUAUUAGAGACUGGUAAGAUUACAGCCCUGUUUAUGUGACCUGUGUCUGUCCCAGUCACCCUCGAAGCCCCAAAUUCGAAAAGUGUUUCUCUGUACGGAGCUGAUCUCUUUAACUCUUAGCCCAGAGAACAAUCCAUUGAGAGGGAAAAGCAUUUUGAAAUUAAAGCUUCCCUUCCAAGCCCUACUUCCUGGUCAUGUGGACUUGAAAGAAUCACAUGAAAGCUCUAUAUUGGGCUUGCUAACCAUAAGACUCACAGACUGACUUUAAUGAGUGAAGGACUUGGUAGAGCCACUCAGGUGGUCCCUGGCACUCAGCAGACACUUAAUAAAGGAGAGCCGGCAUUAUUGUUACAGUAUUUCUUCAACUGUAAAACAUAUUUGUUCACAUGCUAAUGAUUCUGAAAUCAGAAUAUGUCUUUAAAUUGAUGGGUCCAUGAAUGUAGCGUUUUUUUUCUCUCUCCAAAAGCUAUUUUUUUUAUUCAGUUGUGCACCGUACAAUUGAAGGCAUCUUGGAAGCGAGGUAAUAAAUAUUGAAUCUGUUGCAGAAAGUGACACCGUCUGACCUUUAACCUUAAAUUCUAGGGGUCUCUUCCUCUUGGAGUCAGAAAUCUCUUCUGAGGGGAACUUGAAGGUCAGGAAGGUAUGAAGGCUGACCCAAGGUCAUGGAGUCAUGUCAUCCCACUAUAAA